Lagopus muta (rock ptarmigan) is the source of this 10249-nucleotide messenger RNA. Its product is annotated as dual specificity Calcium/calmodulin-dependent 3',5'-cyclic nucleotide phosphodiesterase 1C-like. The transcript has 16 exons. Bases 5609 to 7237 code for a protein of 542 amino acids. Gene Ontology annotation, biological process: signal transduction. Gene Ontology annotation, molecular function: 3',5'-cyclic-nucleotide phosphodiesterase activity. The record is from RefSeq and is a predicted model, not a curated record. NCBI's taxonomy places the organism in Eukaryota, Metazoa, Chordata, Aves, Galliformes, Phasianidae.
AGAGUGGAUACUUCAGUCUUCUUGAAACAUCCAGUGUUACAGAGUAGGUGUUAUCUCUUUCCUGUAGCAUAACAACCAGAGGGCAGGAAAGUAAUGAGGCAAUUCUUUCAAUCUGGUAAAUAACUGUGCCCUGUCAAGUGUAUUUGUCAGCCAAUAUCAGUAAAGCAAAUAGUUAAUUAGGUUUCACAGUGCUGCUAGCCGCAUCUCCCCAGAAUGAAAACAGUUGCAGUUAAUUCAUAUAUAAUAAAUGUUUUCAGAAGGCUAUAAGCUCUGCCCUUCAUCUUACUGAUGUGCUCUGCAAUUCGCUUUAUGAGCAGUUCUGCCAGUUUGUAGAUACGAUCCCAUUUGAAAGGCAAGAUGUGCCAGAUGAGACAGACAGAGAAGUAGUUCAGCAGUCCAGUGUGCACAAAUCCAUGCCUGAAAAUGCGAUGAGAAAGCCGAGUCUGCUGAGAAGUGAAUGAGGAACGGCAAUACUUUGUUGUAACGAUGUUAGUUUUACAUUAAGGCAUCCAGAGCUGCAAUGUGAGAAAUCCACCCUGGAGACUACAUGUAAAGAUCUAUUAAGAUGAUGAAGGAGUCUCCAUUAAUAUUCUGUACCUUUUUUUUUUUUUUCAGAAUAUAUUUCUAAUUAUUUUUUUUCUUUUAAAUCUCUUAUAGUAAAAGACUUUGUUUUUAAUAUACAGAAUGGUUACAGAAAAUGAACUGAAAAUGAACUCCUCUUCAAUAACUGUGCAAUUGCUCACUGUCAUUCGGAUGUGAAUUUGAUUCAGCAGAGUGAUUUUUAGAAAACACAUGCAUGAAAACACAUGAAUUGCAAAGUGAAAUGUAUUUCUCCAUACUGAUCAAACAAAUACUUGUCUUUCAUUAAUUGGACAAAGGGGGGGAAAAAAGUGAUGAGAAAAAAAGCUGGCAGCUUGUUGAAAAUCAGAAGUGAUCCUGUACUGGUUUGACUUAAUUGUAGCACUGCAAACUUUUCUCGUGAAACCUUUUCAGAAAGAAGGUAGCAGCCAAAGGUAACUCACUAAUAUUGCAUGGCAGAAGGAGGAAAUGAGUGGAAAGCAAACUGAAAUGCAGGAAAGAAAAGGAAGGCAAGAUGCAAAGGAAAAAUGCAUGCGUCUGAAUGUUUAGCUCAUUUUUUCUGAAGCACAGAGAAUUUCUAGACAUUUCAGAUGAAUUAAUUUCAGAUGAUUGGAUUAUAUUACAGAAUGUUGAGAAAUUCCUAAGUUAGUCACUCUUUCCAGAAGAUGGCUGCAGGAAUAACUUGCUACAUUUCUAAUGCAUUUUUCAGUUUCAGUCAGACUGAGUUGCUGUGACUCAGGCUACCUGGUGCCUUCGUCCUCGGGAAGUCCUGAUGCUGUAAGCAGGGCUUCACACAGAGUGGGGUAUUGUACGUCCACAACAGGAUGGCAGAACCCCAUCCCUGCCUUCUAAUAAAAUAUGAAUUGACUUUUUAGGGUUUUGAUUUUUAAUUUUGUUAUAGACUCAUUCUUUCCAGUCUGAAUUUUGUCAUGGCCCAGACUUGGGGAAGAAAAAGGGUAUUGUUCAACCUAUUCAGGAGAUAAAAUGUCAUUAGAUGCUUAUAAUCAGAUUACACUGCUUUUGAAGGGAGGCUUAUAAAGAUGAAUUUUGUACAGUGAAGGGAUGAUGAGUAGGCAGAUGUUCUAUUAAUUUCCUGCUUUGGGAAUUCUCAGACGGAGUAACUUUAUCUGACAAACAGACCCAGUGAGAUGCAGAGAGAUGACUACUAAACCAGAAUUCAAGUCUUGAAGUGAUAUUGUAUUGUACUAGUCUGGAGAGAUUACCAAAGGUAACUGCAGUAUUAAAGGUACAUACAAUAUCAAAGAGAGCCUGGAGGGAGGAGUGGAGUAUUUUACUGAAUCAAAAUGUGACAGAAAAUGAAGAAGCCUUUAGGCAAACAAGCCUUCAGGUACCUAUCGCUAUGAUCCUGCAGCUCUUCUUCUGUCCAUCAGAGUUGCAAAAGCAUUAGUUCCACUUCUAGGCAUGGAAACAGUCACUGGAUAGAGUAGCAGGGGUCAGAGUCCAUGAUUAAUCUCUCCAGCUAGCGUUAUUAAUGUCCCAAAUGUCACUCCUUAUUCAUUUCACCCACUUGAGUCUGUCACGUCCUUCUGUGCCGAUGGUUCUGAGAACAGGUUUGACAUGAAAUGCAUGAUAACAGAUGUGCAGCUGGAGUAGCUGACUGGAAAAAAAAAAUCAGCCUGCUGUGAGGGACGUGGAUUCCUUUCCUCCAAACACUGUUUUUUAAUUCCCUAAUUGUCCACACAUUUUAGGGAAUCCAUAUAAAUUAAACUGCCUAGAGAAAGUUGCACGGUUGAGAGGAUUGGGGAGAGGUCUGGGAUUUUCAGCUUUGCAACUCUGUGAAAACAUCAACUGUCACCUAUGAACCAAAGUCAUUCUGUUGUCUGCAUCUGAAAACUAGAGAUGGAUUGCUGUGAAGUAAACUCAGUAUUUGCUUGUGGGGAAUGACAUGUGGGACACAGAUCUGUAGGUACAAUUUUCACACUUUCACUCUUGAGAACUUGUCAGGCUAAGACUGAUUUUUCCUCAAAUGCUAAAAUUUAAAUGUUACCUUUUCAGUGUUUCAAAAGAUAAAAGUUUUAAAAAGGCAAAUAAAGUGUUUCCUGGACAAUAUAGAUUUUUUUUUUUAAACUUCCAUAGAUUUUGUGAGAGGUGAUACGAGAAUGUUGGGAGAAAAAAGUAAAAAGAAAGAAAUUAGCUCGCAUCAGCUCUGCAAAACACAUGUAUGACUCAUUUUAGGAUUGACUGAAGCUCAGUGCUCAACAUCCAGAUUGCAAUCCGUUGUCCUCGAGGCUAUUUACAACUGAUGUUCUAAAGUCUGUCCAUCUUGUCCUGCAAUGCCACAGUUGGAUUAACGAAUGAGACUGGCUGAGGAAAAGUGGGAAAAAAGAAUAACAGAAAUGAUUGACUGUAUGCAGUUUUCAGGCCAUUCAGUGAGCUUGCUGUGUAUACAGAUGCUAUAUUUCCAUAUUAAUGCUCAGCAAUAUGAAAUGUGGAGACGCAUCAAAAUCUCAUUCUUCUUCAGAAUAACUGGAGAUAUAUAUAUGUUUUUAUGUGGGCUAAAGAAUACUGUUACACUAUGGCCUAAAUAUCCGAUAGAGAAGUUUAAUUCAUGUUGAUGUCUGCUACUGACUUUCUUCAAGAGGGAUUUUGGAUAGAUUUGGACACUGACCUAUGUUAGAAUGGCAAACCUGAUUUUUCUUUGUGGCAACUGAAGAGUGGCAAUUCUGGUGCAGUAGAAAAAGAAAUUUGCUGAGUGAAGACUUCUCUCAUGUCAAAAGGAAAAGGUUAUGUGUUCUCAUGUACUAAAGUACUUCUUAUGCUCGGGAUUUAUUAGGUGUUAAAGGUGAUACUUAGAAAAGAUAUUUUUAUCAAAGGGCCCAGCACUACUUUAGUAAUUAGAAUCUCUGUGAGUUAAUAUCACACAGAUCUGCACAACAUGUUAUUUUUUUGUAUUUGUAGAAAAUCUCUUAGUGCUUCUAUAUUUCUUUUGACUUUCCCACUUUUUAGAUGCAUGGCUAAUAAAGAGGCCAAGCAAUCCUCAAAUGGAAAUGACCGAUUGCAUCGAAAAUAGAUCUGCCUAAGUUAGCCUCUUCCUUCCUUCCUUCCUUCCUUCCUUCCUUCCUUCCUUCCUUCCUUCCUUCCUUCCUUCCUUCCUUCCUUCCUUCCUUCCUUCCUUCCUUCCUUCCUUCCUUCCUUCCUUCCUUCCUUCCUUCCUUCCUUCCUUCCUUCCUUCCUUCCUUCCUUCCUUCCUUCCUUCCUUCCUUCCUUCCUUCCAUUGUGAAGUUUGUAGAUUUUGAGAGUCACCACUAAUACAGUUUUUAGUUGCCUCCAUGUUUUUAACGCUGGUUUGUAGAUGCAUCUUUUAGUCUUACAACUUCUGUAGAGAUUUCAGUUGUCUCCUACAGUUAACAUCCUUCCUUUGUUACUGACAGCAGUGUAAAGGUAGAGCUAGUUCAAUUCUGUGUUUUAAUCUAGAACACUGAAUUUGGGGCUAAAUAAUUUGCUGUGGAAAAAGAAAUCUGCCCUGAGAUUUAGGCCAAAAUGUCCUUUCAAACUGAUAGCCAGGAUUUCCAAAUUCAGACUGUUAUUCAGUAUUCUGAAUCAAUUGAAAUCAAUUAAAAUCAUGGAUGGACAGUGCCAGAACCAUGAUGUUUACUAACAUGUGCUGGUCCUUUCUUGAGGACUUAGCAGUGAAGUUGCAUCCUAAAAAGUCAUCUUUCCAGCUUUUCUGGAUUAUAUUUCAUGACAACAGGCAUUUUAAAAGCUUGAAUGCCAUAAAAAUUGAAUUUGUCCUAGAGAGUGUUAUGAGAAAGAAAAUUUAAGCUCUGUAUAGACUACAGCACUUAAUUUCUGUGAAUACCUUUUACUUCUACCUUACUUUCACUUACUUCUUGAUGAUAGGGACUUCCACAGGUAUUAUUUAAUAAGCAUUCCAGCUACAGUGAAGUUGCAGUGCCAUCAAUUCACUGCAUUAUCAAAAACUCCAUUGCUUAAUGUACUUGAAUUGCAACUUCCUUUGGGCACAGUAAAAAAGCAACUACCUCUUUGAUGAAUAGCACUUAAAGUUAUAAUUGAAUAUACUGCUUUGAAAAGAUACAUUGGCAUUUACUUUCUGCUUUAACUGCAGGAUUGUUUUGUGAAGAAAAGAUUGAGUCUCAUAACAAUUGGGCUUGCUUUGCAUAAUAUUGUCUUAUCUGUGCUAUAAAUCUUUGCCAAUAUUGGAUGCACAGGACAAAGCUCACACGCUCCUAAAGCUUGUUUGUGAAGAUGCCAAGCUCUGAGAUUCUGUAAUGAGGCUGGCAUUAAAAAAUGCUAAAUAGGCUUUUUCCUUUUUAGUAUUAUUGAAAAUUAUCUCAUCUCUUCCCCCUCUUUAAGAAUCAUUCACACAGAAGAUAGUUGAAAAAAUGAACAGUUUAUUUUCAUGCUUUUUUUGUCCAUUAAACUACUGCAUUUUCUGGAGACCAGUGUGAUCUAGGAAAAUAAGGCACAGAACUGAAAGCCAUGAGGCUUGUGUUUCACUCUUCUGUCCUCAAACCUGUUUUUGGUUAAUUGCCAGACCCUAAAGAUCAAUGUCAACUGAGUAUAUCACCUAAAUAUUUGGAUAUAAAUGAACUUCUUUUUGUUUUUAAUUACUUUUCUUGCUGAUCAAUGGAGUAAAUACUGAUGUGAGCAAUUCAAGGCUCUACAGUUGGGAUCACAGCGCUGUUCUCAUAGGAGCCUCAAAGGCCACCAUAAAUCCUACCUGAGCUGUUUGAAAGCAAACUCCGGAGCAGUCUUUAGGAGAUACUGAUGGUGGAGUGUCAUCUUGAAGACAAAGGGACCAGAGAGAUCCUUGGCUUUACCACAUUCAUGUCAUAGGUUGAGAUCUUUGGUAAAGCAGCUAGAAAGAGGGGAAGCUUCUGUUGUAGACCUAAAGAAGAACUUGGAAUAUGCUGCGACGGUCCUUGAGUCAGUAUACAUUGAUGAAACGAGGCGUUUACUGGACACAGAAGAUGAGCUCAGUGAUAUCCAAUCUGACUCCGUGCCCUCAGAGGUCCGGGACUGGUUGGCUUCUACCUUCACACGGCAAAUGGGGAUGAUGCUCAAAAGGACAGAGGAGAAACCCCGGUUCAGGAGUAUUGUCCAUGCAGUACAAGCUGGGAUAUUUGUGGAAAGAAUGUACAGGCGGACGUCCAAUAUGGUUGGUUUGAGCUACCCACCAGCUGUAAUUGGAGUGCUAAAGAAUGUAGACAAGUGGUCCUUUGAUGUAUUUGCACUAAACGAUGCCAGUGGAGAUCAUGCACUGAAGUUCAUUUUCUAUGAACUUCUCACGCGCUAUGAUCUGAUCAGUCGUUUCAAGAUCCCUAUUUCUGCUCUGGUGUCCUUUGUGGAAGCUCUGGAGGUUGGAUACAGCAAACACAAAAAUCCUUAUCACAACCUAAUGCAUGCUGCCGAUGUGACACAAACAGUCCAUUACCUCCUUUUCAAGACAGGUGUAGUGCACUGGCUGACAGAGCUGGAGAUCUUCGCCAUGAUCUUUGCAGCUGCUAUCCAUGAUUAUGAACACACAGGAACCACCAACAAUUUUCACAUCCAAACACGGUCAGACUCAGCCAUUCUGUAUAAUGACCGAUCUGUGCUUGAAAAUCACCAUGUUAGUGCAGCAUAUCGUCUUUUACAAGAUGAUGAAGAGAUGAAUAUUUUAUCUAAUCUCUCAAAAGAUGACUGGAGGGAGUUCAGGGCUCUGGUGAUUGAGAUGGUGUUAGCCACCGAUAUGUCCUGUCACUUCCAGCAAAUCAAAGCCAUGAAGAAUGCUUUGCAGCAGCCAGAAGGAAUUGACAAGCCGAAAGCCUUAUCACUGUUGUUGCAUACAGCAGAUAUCAGUCAUCCAGCCAAGGCCUGGGACCUCCACCACCGCUGGACCAUGUCUCUGCUAGAGGAGUUCUUCAGACAGGGUGACAAAGAAGCAGAGCUAGGGCUUCCCUUCUCUCCAUUGUGUGACCGGAAGUCCACUAUGGUUGCUCAGUCUCAAAUAGGUUUCAUUGAUUUCAUCGUGGAACCCACUUUUACUGUGCUGACUGAUAUGACUGAGAAGAUUGUGACACCGCUCAUAGAUGAAGCUUCCCGUUCUGGCAUGUCUGGGUUCAGACGUUCCAGUCUGAAUAGCAUCAGUCCCUCUGAAGUUAAGAGAUCAAGUGUCAAGAGCACUGGGUCAGAAGGAAGUGCCUCACUCAACUGCUCCAUACUCACUGUGGACUUCAAAUGUUUUAAAGCCACCUGGACUGAGGUGGUGCAGCAGAACCGGGAGAAAUGGAAAGCACAAGCCACCAAAGAAGAAAAAGCUAAGAAAGAAGCAGAGGAAAGUGUUCAUCAGGGAACAGAUGAAAAGAAAACAGAUGAAAAGGAUGAGAAGCCAACUGAAGAUGCCACAGCAGCAAAGACGGAGAACAGCAAAGAACCAAAUCCUGGGGAAAACAAAAGUUCAGAUUCCAGUGAAAAUUCCCAUGUAAAUGGGACUGGGCAAACUGGAGUGACCAGACACGAAGCCUCUCAAGCAAAAAGCGUUCCUAGGACAGAUAAGGGAAUGGAUUCUCAUCACACAUCAAAGGAAGAGAAACAUGUCCAGAAUGGUGAAAUAAAGGAAGACAGUAUGGCAGACAAAAAAGAUCAAUCUAGUGUGGGAAAUGAAUCAAAGAAAACAGAUGAUACAGAAGAGUAAAAAUAUACUAAAAAAAAAAAGAGACUGCACAUUUCUUUCAUCAUUUUAGCCGAGCUUCUUCAUUCCUGUUCUGCUCCUUCUGCAAAGACCAGUUUCCGGGGAAGGCGUUAAACAACUUCCAAAACACUCCUCCUCCCACUGGCUAUUUCACAGCUAAUGACUCUGGGCUCUAGGGUGGGGGCAUUGGUUUUUGGGGUGUGAUCUAGUUUUGUUUGUUCAUGUAUGUGUGCAUUUGUUGUUGUUUUGGGAAGUUGUUUUGUUUUAAAAAAAAUCUGGUGAUUUUCUGAUGCAAUUGGUUCAAUUUUAUGGACAGGUGGAGCACACAGACGAGUCAUCUUCAAAAGCUGGUACUGCCCUUUGCUGUUACGCCUCAGCUUGCAAAAUCACAAUAUUAAGAUGUUGCAAAAGAACCUAAGAAAAUGAGAUUGUAAUAAUACUUCACUGGAUAAUAUUUCCCUUUUAUUGUUUUUCUUUUUCCCCAAGAGAUUUUUCCAAUUGGUGGUAGACAGAACUUGACGUCCGUUUUACCCUCGCUGUAGAAGAUUGUAUGCGUAAGAAUGUUGAAUUUGUAGUCAAGUUGCCAUUUGUUAGGAUUUGGAGCUUAUCACGGACAAUGCAACGAUAGCAAAAUGCUUUUGUUUCGAAACAGAAGUAGGCAGACUCACUCAACCCUUGAUUUUAUAGUGCAUUUGCAGUUAGUAAAAGGAGAGAAAGAAUCAAUGAAAGUGAUAUUCCUUUGGGGCAAAUUUUGUCAGCCUCUGAGAGCACGUACUGAUGUACUGUUUGAGGUACCUGACUUAACUUGGGAUUACAGAUAAUGAGCAGUUUCCCACAUCUGCUCGUUGGCUACCAGUAACCACUUUGUCUGUCCUGAAGGCCUAAGAGAAGAAGGGCAGCGGGGAAUCACAUGGAUCGAUUCUUACCUUCAUCUCAGUGUGAUACUUCUUUCAUCACUGACUGAAUGGACAGGCCAAAGGAAGGAAAAGUGUGGCUGGAGAAGUACAGACAAAAACAAAAUGAAGAAGUGUGUCCUAAACACAUGCCUGCAGUCGGUGGAUAAAGCUGUCUCAUCCAAUAGAGUCAGACACACGGACAGUAGCCGUCAUUUUGGCCUAUUUCAGGGAAGAAAUGCUGAAAAACCUCCUCACUCAGGCUUCGAUUCAGGAGGGUAUAUUUUUAUGAGAAACAGCAAAUGUUUGUAAGUGUUUUUCUGCCUUGGAAUCUUAGUAAGGAUCCAUUUAACUGUGAGCAAUUUUACCUGUCUUUCGGAAACCGAGGCACACGUAUUUACACAUACAGUUGUUUUUGCCUAUCUCCUUUUGAUUCAGGAUAAGGUUGUGCUGUGUUAGUCAUAAAUGUAUUUCACAAGGAAUCGGAUGGCAGUCAUGGCUCUAUGCUGCGUAGAGAACGUGUAAACACUGGCUUAGGAAGGCAGUUCUUUGGCAUUUCUUUUUCAUAUUCAGAAGCACAGGACUUCACCACCAGCCUAUAUUAGAGCUUGGUUCUCUGUUCCUGCUUAAGCUGUGUACGUACAAGGGCCAAGCUUCACCUAAAACUAGCAAACAUCACAGCAGUUAGCUCAGCCUAAAUCUGCAUUUGAAUGUGAGUACCUUCUCACUCAGGAGUGUUUGUAUUUGAGAUUUUAGUUAUUGAGACUAGGGACAUUUUGAGUUCUUUUUUUGGGACACCAUGUGGUGAAAGCCAGAGAGUUAGAUUAGGUUCGUGCCGUGAAAAGGUUGCACUUAAAUCACAUUUUCAGAAGAAAGAUGUGAGAAAGUAACUCUUGCAGUUCCUGGGUCUCACCAUUGGCAUCAGUGUACCAGCUCUUUUAAAUAAAAUAAAUAUGAGGGCACACAGUGUCCUGCUUCAGCAGUAGCUCUGGGUGUAUCCUGGGGUAGAUGUUGUGAAGAAAGGAGUGCUGAUAAAAGGAGGUGUGUCAGGGAAAGGCUGUAUCACCUCGUAGCACUUUUCCACCUCCCCUUUCCUCCACCAUCAGCAUUCAGCCCCAGCUCAGAGCGGCAGGCUGACUUCCAGCCUUGACCAGGCUCUUUGGAGGGACAUUGCCUAUGAAAUAUCACUACUGCAAAUGAAACACCACAGUAGUGGUUCAGUCCCUGCUGAGUCAGACCUCCUGGAGUCAAGGAGAACAUAUCCUGCCCGAGAGCUUGGUCACUGGUGCAGGAUGGUUUAGUAUACUUUAAUACUUCUAAAGUUAUCUUUACCUAACGUACAGUGACUAAAGAUACUUACAUCGUGCCCAGUAGAAUAAUAAUAAUAAUAAAAAGUAAAUAUUUUUCUUCAUCUGCUUUUGCUUUCUUUCUUUCUGGGACUGACUUCUUUCAGACAGCAAAGCAAGAUGGCUUAAUUCACAGCCGGUCAGUUCUUGCUUCUCAUGCGCUUGCACAAAGGUGAGAGAUCAGGCUGGAAAAGGUUUUACCUGUGUUGCCAGGAUUAUUGGCCACUGGUAAGAACUAUAAAAGAAGCAGUUAGCUUGCUGUCUCUUGGGACUGCAGGUCAGAACAGGGUACUGCUCUAUAAGAGAUGCUAUAGUCAGAGAAUCGGUGAUUUCAGCACACAGAUGUGCAGAAAAUGCCUUGCAAAACACAGGCAGGCAGUCACAGCUAGCUCUGAUAUUUUUCUGCCCUUUUAAAGUCACCUGAACUUGAUACUGUGGAUUAGUAGUACUUUUUGGAAUUUUUUUCAUUGUCACUUAAAAUAAAAUAAUUCCCCAUGAGAUCUUUUCUAUUAGUCUGGAAAUGUAUGAAGUGAAAUCUGGGAAUUGAGAUCCUACAAAGGAACCAGGCCAGAUGAAAGGACGUGUCAUGGAGUUCCCUUCCCGGAUCAUUGCCAUGUUACUGUACCAGACUCCUUGCCUCCCUGGAACACUCUGCAGCACUGUGCCAGUGCACUGCGAGCCAAGGAGCCGUAUGAUUAGACACCUCCCAGUACAACUAGAGAUCAGCCACUGUGCAAUUGUGUAAAAAAAUAAUAAAUAUUAAAAAAAAAAAAAAA